AUGGGGCGUCGAUAUUUGGGCGGCUCCGGCGAACGGUUGACUAUUUGGAUAUCCAUCGCUGCCUCUACGGUCCUUAUCUUCUAUGGCUACGAUCAAGGCGUCUUCGGCAAUGUGCUCGUCAACGAAGACUUCCUGCGCACCGUCGGGUAUCCGUCAACUACCGCGCAGGGUACUCUGACUUCAAUUUACAACAUAGGGUGUUUUGUUGGAGCCUUGUCGACUUUAUACACCGGUGAUAAACUUGGUCGUCCGAGAACUCUUAUGCUCGGCAGCACUACCAUCGCCCUGGGUGCAAUCGUGCAGGCGGCGUGUAUGAACGUGGGCAUGCAGUAUGCUGGCCGAAUCAUUGCAGGACUGGGCACAGGCAUGAACACCGCAACGGCGGGUGUCUGGCAAUCGGAGACGUCGAAAAUGCGCAGCCGUGGAAAGCUGAUCAUCAUCCAGAUGGCUAAUUGUAUAACGGGCUUUGCCUUGUCUAACUGGCUCACCCUCGGCUUCAGCUUCGUCAAGAACUCGAGUUCGUGGCGAUUCCCACUGGCGUUUCAGAUGUUCUUCUCGCUUCUCAUCUGCCUGAUGUGCCCGUUCCUGCCAGACUCGCCUCGUCUACUCAUCAGAAAAGGCAAGUAUGAUGACGCUCUCGAGGUCUUGGCUGCACUUCAAGGCCACGGCGCCACUGUCAACUCUCCCGAAGUCCGAACCCAGUUUGCCAUCAUCAAAGAAGUGCUGGACAAGGAAUAUGCCGUCAGCUACUCGUGGUGGCAGAUCAUCAGUGGCAAAGGUCCCGCAGGUGUCUUGCGCCGCAUGAUUCUUGGUGCAUGGAUGCAGGCCAGCAAUCAGAUCAGUGGGAUCAAUGUUACGUCCUACUAUAUGACCUAUGUGUUCAUCAACGCCAUUGGGUUUAGCGAGCUCACCGCACGAAUCCUGGCAGCUGCCGGCAGCAUGGACUACCUGUUCUUCUCAUUCAUGGCAUACUUUGUCAUUGAACGGUUCGGACGCCGUAAGGUCAUGAUGACAUCGGCCACAGCCUGCUCCAUCUGCUGGUGUGUGAUUGCAAUCAGCCUGGGUCUGUCUGAAACCGGCCGAGCGGACUCGUACAAGGCUGGUGCCGUUGCCGUCUCGUUCUUCUUCGUGUUUUUCGCGUCAUUCGCCAUGGGCGUGCUCGGGGUCCCAUGGCUUUAUCCCACAGAAGUCAACGCGCUGGCUUUUCGAGCAAAAGGAGCGGCAGGAGCCAUGUCAACCAAUUGGAUUAUGAAUUACAUGGUUGCACAGAUAACGCCGCCGGGCAUCGAAAACCUCGGCUACCAGUUCUGGAUCAUCUGGGCGGUCAUCUGCGCGGCAUUUGUCCCAAUCACCUAUGUGUUUUACCCCGAGACCGCCAACAGAUCGCUCGAAGAUAUCGACCGCUUCUUCGCCGACAAUCACAAUAUCUUUGUCUUCAACAACAAGGUUGCAACGCAGCUCCGAAGGCCAUCUAUCUACGAGGAGGCGGAUCGGCAGAUCGCAGCCCAGAAUGAGAAGAUUGGCGACGCUGAGCAAAAGGGAGCGGAAACGACCCUUGUCGAGGAGGACACGAGGCAGAGGCCUUAG
Cyphellophora europaea CBS 101466 is the source of this 1587-nucleotide messenger RNA. RefSeq lists its product as uncharacterized. Gene Ontology annotation, molecular function: carbohydrate:proton symporter activity. Gene Ontology annotation, cellular component: membrane. The coding region runs from base 1 to 1587 and encodes 528 amino acids. Lineage: Eukaryota; Fungi; Ascomycota; Eurotiomycetes; Chaetothyriales; Cyphellophoraceae. The record is from RefSeq and is a predicted model, not a curated record. Gene Ontology annotation, biological process: carbohydrate transport; transmembrane transport. The transcript has 5 exons.